GUUAGAAAUUGUCUUCUUGAAUUUUUUUUUUCAUGUAUUGUCUUUAGUUUUAUAUUUUAUGACUUUAUAACCUUCAGCAUUGAUUCUCGCUUGAAUGAGGUUGUACAGAAAUGACUUUUACGAAGAAGGGGAGAAGCUAUCAUUUGCUUCAAAAAGGGAUUAGAAGUGGAUCUUUAAUUUUAAAAGUGGAAGUGGAAGGUAUUACCAACAUAGAUGAAAAUGCGCUUCCAGAUACUACAUCCGACAAUGACUCCUUCUUUUACAUAAAACUAAAGUACAAAAAAUACCGCGCCGUACUUGAGGAUAUCCAACCAAAUAAAACGGUCGAUAACAAUUCCCUAAUGACUUUGAGUAUGCCUUUUUCCGUAGAUUUUCAAAACCUUGGAUUUAAAUUGUGUUUCAGUUGCAAACAAAAACGAAAGAAAUACACCCUGGGAGAGGCUUUUAUAAGGUUGGAUCAUUUAUUUAAACUGGGUCCAAAUGAGAGUCAGCAGUGCCCUCUAUAUCCACCUCUGAAGAGCACUUCUUCAGAUUCUACUGGAAGCUUGGAAGUGAAACCAUUAGGAAACUUUCGAUUGAAAUACACUGUUCAUGACCCUAGGAAUCCUGAAGCUGAUUCUGCUAGUUUGACUCAAGGGUGGCUAGAAGAAGUAGAAAAGCAUCUCUCUUCAGAAAGUUUAGAUUACCCAGCUAACAGCGUGUCGAAUUCUAUUAAAAACAAUGAACUAGAUAACAUUGAAUCUGAUUUGGAAGAUUCUACUUUCCUGCCCGAAUCUGACUCCAACGUACCAGAAGGCGAUUUUUUAUGCCAAGUGGAUGACUCAGGUAUGGAGGAAGUCGAAGAUAUCAAACAAAGAGUAAAGAAACGUUUGAAGCAGCCUUAUAGCAUUACCCAGAAUCAAAUAACCGACCUUUUAGGGUUUACUUCUGUGGAAAUUGUUUCCAUUUCCAAUUUACCUCCGCUAAAAAAUGUUUUUCGUACAGGGUUUGACAUGGAUCCAUUUGUGAUUAUGUCGUUUUCGAAAAACACUUUUCGUACAAAAAGGGUUAGACAUAACUUGAAUCCAGUGUACAACCAAAAGUUCCUUUUUGAGGUUGGUGCGUUAGAAAGAAAAUACGAUAUUAUUUUUAAAGUAAUAGACCAUGAUAAAAUAUCCUUGAAUGAUUCGGUGGGAGUUUGUUCUGCGGAUAUCCAGAGCAUUAUUAGUGCCGCUGCACAACCUGAUCCUGUCACUGGGCUUUAUAAACUUAAAGAUGAACGUGAAAUUUUUGAAAAAAGUGAAAAUCCUAAGAAGGUUAAUUCACAGCCUAUCGAAAAACUUGUAGAUGAUUUCUCAUCUGCUGUCGAAAAUAACUUAGAGACAGAUGUGGUUACAAGAACUAUACCUCUAAAAUUAUUUUGUAGUGUCCCUCAACCAGAGUCUGAACAAGCAACACUUACUUUUCGUGCUAUAUUUUUCCCUUUUGCUGCAGUUCGCCAGAAAUUUUGGAGAGUAAUGCUAACUCAAUAUGGAGAAGUUGAAAAUGAGCAAGUAUCAAAAUUAGGCAUGUAUGCUGUAUUGGAUUCUUUGGGAUCAAACAUACCGGCAUUCAUCAUUGAUUCAUUGUUCCAGGAAACCUUAAGCAAAAAACCAGAUAACAACGAGGAAACUAUAAAUCUUGACGAAGCUGUUAUCUGUCUUGAGAAGCUAACAUAUCUCGUUUGUAAUCGAGACUCAUCCCCUUCUUUACAUCCGUCUAGUCCUUCACCUUUCGAUAGCAGUGGCAAAUCAACACCGAUUAAAAGUUCUGAAAUGUCUGAGGACUUAGAUGCAGCAGACGUUAUGAAUAGCAACCAGUUAAAUUUGGUUUGUUUACAUAAGUGCCCGCUUUGCUUAAAAUGUGAGCUAGACAGGAUGGACCAAUUUCGAGCUACUGUUCAUGUUGCAACAUGUGCCAGUCAUGAUUGGAAACGCGUGGAUAGAUUAAUGAUGUCCAAUUACCUUACCUUGAACCAAGCUCAAAGGAAAUGGUUUGCCAAGGCUUUUACAAAGGUAGCGUACGGAUCGCAUAAACUAGGAUCGACCUCAGCGAAAACUUUAGUACGAAAUCGUAAAACGGGACAUAUUAUCGAAGAAAAGAUGAACGCUUAUGUCCGAGUUGGUAUACGUUUGCUAUACCGGGGUAUACGCAAUCGGAGAAUGGAAGGGACAAGAGUACGAAAGCUACUGCGAUCGCUGACGCUCAGACAAGGCAUAAAGUAUGAUUCUCCUUUAUCAACAAAAGACAUCGUACCCUUUAUUCGAUUUUUUGACUUGAAUACGGAUGAAAUGGAGAAGUCGAUAGAUGAAUUUAAAUCUUUUAAUGAGUUUUUCUAUCGAAGAUUGAAACCUGGUGCGAGACCUGUGGCUUCACCAGAUAAUCCGAAUAUUCUUAUUUCAGCUGCUGAUAGUCGGUUGGUUGUUUACGAGAACAUAAAUAUUGCUACAACUUACUGGAUCAAAGGAGCAGAAUUUUCUAUAGCUCGACUGCUUGGCCCUCAAUAUGAAAAUGAAGCCUCUCAGUACAUGGACGGGUCCAUUUGUAUAUUUCGCCUGGCUCCUCAAGAUUACCAUAGAUUUCAUUCUCCCGUCGAUGGGAAACUUGGAGCACUAAGUCUUAUUGAGGGACAAUACUAUACUGUCAACCCUAUGGCUAUUCGGUCGUACUUGGAUGUUUUUAGUGAAAAUGUUAGGACUGUUCUACCUAUUGAAUCUCCUCAAUUUGGUCGCAUUAUGUACAUAUGUAUAGGUGCUAUGAUGGUUGGUAGCAUCCAACAUACAGCUGACGAGGGACAAGAAGUUAAACGUGGUGAUGAAUUAGGCUAUUUUAAGUAUGGUGGAAGUACGAUUGUUGUAUUUUUUAAAGGGAAUCGGGUUAUGUAUGAUGACGAUCUUUUACGAAGUUCUAAAGAAACAACAGAGACUUUGCUCAAGAUGGGAGAAAGCGUUGGAAAAGCUUCUGGAGAAUCAUUGAAUGAAAAAAAUAAAAAGGAGAUUUAAGUUGACGUAGUUUUUUGGCUUAUACAAGUUUAAAGGUACGCAAUAAUACCUUUUAGACAACCAAGGUUCGUUUGUUUUCUCAUUUGGUUUUAUUUAUUUAUGGUUUUUUUUAGAAAUAAAGAUUUUGCUAAUAUCUUGAAAAGUAUCAGCCAG
Molecule: messenger RNA, 3173 nt
Organism: Schizosaccharomyces cryophilus OY26
Lineage: Eukaryota; Fungi; Ascomycota; Schizosaccharomycetes; Schizosaccharomycetales; Schizosaccharomycetaceae
Product: phosphatidylserine decarboxylase Psd3
Exons: 7
Coding region: 111-3020 (969 amino acids)
Biological process (GO): phospholipid biosynthetic process
Molecular function (GO): phosphatidylserine decarboxylase activity
Source: RefSeq, a predicted model, not a curated record